Molecule: messenger RNA, 500 nt
Organism: Diabrotica balteata
Lineage: Eukaryota; Metazoa; Arthropoda; Insecta; Coleoptera; Chrysomelidae
Source: the annotation of a GenBank genome assembly
AGGUUCAACAAUGAAAUUCUUCAUUUGCCUGGCUUUCAUCGGUUUCGUAGCAGCUUUUCCACAAAAGGAAGGCAGUGCGUAUACCCAGGAAGCUAUUAGACAAGCACAAAAUACGUUUUUAAUUCCUAAAGAUGCUCAAAUUCAAAAGGUACAAGAAGGUAUAGAAAUUGGAGCAUAUGAAAGCAUCCCCGGCAACCAAAAAAUCAACUUAUUCGAGAUUUUGGGUGACCAAUUCCCACCAGAAGUCGUAAACAACCUUCAACAACAAAUCGAUCAAGUAGGCAGGAGCUAAUUGUAAAUGAGAUUUUAUUUAAAUCGUAAGGAUGUGAUAUGAAAUUGUUAAUGUAUGAUUUCUUGUGUCAAAAAAAUGUUUCCCCAAGUACUAUCCGUUGUACUUUUUAAAGUUUUAUUUUUGUAGAUUGGUGUUAAAAAUUUUAUUUCUUUUGUACAUAUUAAGUAUAAUUAUUCUAUAAGGUGUUUUAAAUAAAGUCUAAACAGCU